AGGAUGAGAAGGAACCAGAAAUGCAAAUUGGACAACCAACCGAUGUCAAACAUGUUGCUCAUAUAGGAUGGGAAGGUCCUUCUUCUACGACCCCAAGCUGGAUGAAUGACUAUAAGUCUCCCGAGGAUGAGGCAAAAGGAAGUUCCAACAAGAAACCUGCGAGUUCAGGGGAGAGGCAAAAGAACAAGGGGAGGCGUAAAUCAUCUGCAAGCACAAACUCACCUGCAGAGUCUCCAGCAAGGCCAAGGCGCAGCACGGGUAAACAGAGAGAGAAGGACACAGGUUCAGGGUUAGACAUACCUCAACAGAAUGAUCAGUCUGUGGUACAGAAAAGCUCGAGGCAGAAAAAAUCAAAAGGAACAACGGCAGCAAGAGGAGGAGGCGGUGAACCUCCUCUGCCUGUUGCACCUGUAGAAUCAAAGGAAACAGAUAUAUCCGUGCGUGCGGUCUAUCCUCGUGUGGGUAUAGAGAGUUCUACAUGAAGAUGAAAGAUGAGAAAAAGAGAGUUUUUUUCAUUAUCAAGUUUAGAGUAGUGUGGUGGUUUUGUUUUUUUCUUCUCAUAAUCUACAAACUUUUGUCUUUUCUCUACCUUCUGUUGGAGAUGUGUUUGUAUAACAAG
Messenger RNA from Raphanus sativus (radish), 619 nucleotides. Its product is annotated as CRIB domain-containing protein RIC5-like. The record is from RefSeq and is a predicted model, not a curated record. The transcript is spliced from 2 exons. Bases 21 to 482 code for a protein of 153 amino acids. NCBI's taxonomy places the organism in Eukaryota, Viridiplantae, Streptophyta, Magnoliopsida, Brassicales, Brassicaceae.